This is a messenger RNA of Colius striatus (speckled mousebird), 3837 nucleotides long. RefSeq names its product beta-1,4-N-acetyl-galactosaminyltransferase 4 (gene B4GALNT4). Gene Ontology annotation, molecular function: acetylgalactosaminyltransferase activity. The record is from RefSeq and is a predicted model, not a curated record. Gene Ontology annotation, cellular component: Golgi cisterna membrane. The annotation marks the transcript as partial. The transcript is spliced from 19 exons. NCBI's taxonomy places the organism in Eukaryota, Metazoa, Chordata, Aves, Coliiformes, Coliidae.
AUGGCGACAGGCCCGGGGAGGUGACGGAGCCCGGGAGGCGGCCGGCGGCAGCGCGGAGCCCGGCGCGGCGCGGCACGGCCGAGGACUCCAGCGAGAGCCGCGAGGACGAGCCCAUGAAUGACGGGCAGGAUUUGGAUGGAUGGUUUUCCAGAGGCCAACGGUCCGACCGAGCCACCACACGCCCCAAACUCAACCUGACCAGGCAGGCUCUGCCCUGGAACGAGCAGUACAAAGGGAAGGCAAACUUGCACGUCUUUGAAGACUGGUGUGGAGGGGCCGUGAGGCACCUGAGGAAGAACCUCCAUUUCCCACUCUUCCCCCACACCCGCACCACGGUGAAGAAGUUGGCUGUGUCACCCAAGUGGAAGAACUACGGGCUGAGGAUUUUUGGCUACAUCCACCCCUUCAAGGAUGGGGAUUUCCAGUUCUCGGUGGCAUCUGAUGACAACUCAGAGUUCUGGCUCAGCUCGGACGACAGCCCCUCCAACUGCCGCCUGGCCGCCUCCGUGGGCAAGCUGGGCACUGAGUGGACAGCACCAGGAGAGUUCACCAAAUUCAGCUCCCAGGUCUCCAGGCCCCUUCGCCUCAUGUCCUCCAGGCGCUACUACUUCGAGCUGCUCCACAAGCAGGACGACCGAGGUUCGGACCACGUGGAAGUUGGGUGGCGAGUUUUCCUCCCCAGCCUGAAGUUCGAAGUGAUUGACUCCUCCUACAUCUCCUUGUACACAGAUGAAUCCUCCCUGAAGAUGAACCACGUGGAGCACAUCCCGCAGACCCUGGCCAGCCACAGCGGGAGCUACCUCUGGGAGGCCCAGCAGGAUGAGCACGGGGCUGACAUGCUCAAGCCUGACCCCAGGGACACCUUCUUCCUCACCCCUGCGAUCGAGGCCUCCCGAGUGGAGAACGUGCUGGUGCCCUGUGCCUACAGCCCCACCUACGUGGUGAAGGACUUCCCCAUCGCCCGCUACCAGGGCCUCCAGUUUGUCUACCUCUCGUUCGUGUACCCCAACGACUUCACGCGCCUCACUCACAUGGAGACGGAGAACAAGUGCUUCUACAGGGAGUCCCCCCUCUACCUGGAGAAGUUUGGCUUCUACAAGUACAUGAAGAUGGAUGAAGAGGAGGAGGACCCGCGCCAGCGAGCGUUUCUCUUCCUCAGCCCAGACAAUUUCCUCGAGGAUGAGGAAGAGGAAGGAGUGGACAGCCCUGAGCCCACAGACCCACCUCCCCGAGCCAAGGGGAAGAGCUUUGGGCCGUUGCCCGGAGCCAAAGGGAAAGAGACGGCGCCGGUCACGGGGGAUUACGGAGACCUGGACUAUUACAGCUUCCGCCGCACGCGGGGCCGGGCCGGGGCGGGCGCAGCUGGGCAGCCGGGCAGGGCCAUCGCGUCCCCCCGGGCUGGCCCCAGCCCCAGCCCUUCCGCCCUCCUGCGGGACGCCCCGGUGCCGGGGCAGGGCGGCGGGCGCGCGCUCAGCUGGGUACCGCUGGACCCGGGCGAGGCCGAGGAGGAGGAGCUGCGCCUGCUGGCGUCCUCGAAGCACGACGGGGCCCUGAGCCGCCAGCCGCACCUCUCCGUGCCCAUCUUCGGUGGCAAGGCCAGGGCGCCGGGCCCCAGCCGGCCCGCAGCAGCCGGGGAGAAGCCCCGGAAGGCCCAGGAGAAGGUGUACGUGACCAGGCUGCAGCCGGGCAAGCGCAGAGCUCGGGCCCAGGAGCCGGCCUUCCCUGGCAUCUUCCUUUACCCGAAGCCUCUGAAGAAAGUCCACCUUGGCUCCAGGACCCCCCAGAAGCGUCCCGGCGCCUCCAGCAAGCUCCGUGCCGGCCCUGGCCGCUGGGCCCCCUGGCUCCUGGGCGACGUCCCCAAGGAGAGGGAGGCUGCCGGGCGGAGGGGCGGCAGGAGGUGGGAGCGGCCGCCCAAGCCUGGCCUCCUCGCCCUGGGGACCGACGGGCUCUUCAGCAGGGAGACCCACGAGGACCCGACCCCUGCCCCAGGCGGGACAGCGGCCACGGCCAAUUACAGCUCCUCUGACGCCGCCCGCUCGGAGGCCACGCGGGUCACCUCCUUUCUGAGGAUGUCCGAGACGACGGCGUCCCAGCAGGAGGAGGGAAAGGGCCGGGAGGAAGAGGAGGAGGAGGAGGAAGGGGAGAUGUCAGACUACAGCUACGAGGCCGGGGAGCUGCAGCAGAGCUGGCUGGAGGAUUCCAUCAACUGGCAGAGGACGUUCAGCGUCAGCUCGGUGGACUUCGAGCUGCUGCGCUCCGACUGGAACGACCUGCGCUGCAACGUGUCGGGCAACCUGCAGCUGAGCGAGAGCGAGGUGGUCGACGUGGUGGCGCAGUACAUGGAGAAGCUCAACGAGAAGAACGGAGGCAUCUACACCCUGCUGAGGAUCGUCAACGUGGAGAAGCGCCGGGACACGGCGCGGGGGAACCGCUACCUGCUGGAGCUGGAGCUGGCGGAGCGCGGCCAGCGCACCGUGCGCCUCUCCGAGUACGUCUACGUGCUCUUGCACCAGGGCAAGCGGGACGACAGCGCCGAGGGGCUGGCCCUGGCGGCCACCGAGCCCCAGCCCAGCGCCUGGAGCGUCCUCGCUGGCAAGCCCGUGCUGUGCCGGCCGCUGCGGCUCAGCUGGAAGCAGGACGUCAUGGUGCACUUCGUGGUACCCGUGAAGAACCAAGCCCGCUGGGUCCAGCAGUUCAUCUCGGACAUGGCUCACCUGUACGAGGCCACGAGGGACGCCAACUUCAACGUCAUCCUCGUGGACUUCGACAGCGACGACAUGGACGUGGAGAGGGCGCUGCGGGACGCCCGGCUGCCCCGGUUCCAGUACCUGCGGCGCACGGGCAACUUCGAGCGCUCGGCGGGGCUGCAGGCCGGCGUGGACGCGGUCGAGGACGGGCACAGCAUCGUGUUCCUCUGCGACCUGCACAUCCACUUCCCCGCCAACAUCCUGGACAGCAUCCGCAAGCACUGCGUGGAGGGGCAGCUGGCCUACGCGCCCAUCGUCAUGCGCCUCGGCUGCGGCAGCUCCCCGCGGGAGCCCGACGGCUACUGGGAGGUGAACGGCUUCGGCCUCUUCGGCAUCUACAAGUCGGACUUUGAGCGCGUGGGAGGGAUGAACACGGAGGAGUUCAGAGACCGCUGGGGCGGGGAGGACUGGGAGCUCCUGGACAGGGUGCUGCAGAGCGGGCUGGAGGUGGAGCGCUUGCGCCUCAGGAACUUCUACCAUUACUACCACUCCAAGCGUGGCAUGUGGAAUGCCCGCAGCAAGAAGCCCCCCAAGGCCUAGCACCCCGAGCCCAGCCUGAAGCCGCUGCCACCCCGGUGCCCGCUCAGCCCUGGCUCUGCCGCCGGCACACGGCACCCACCAACCCCCCGCGGUCAGUGUGGGGAGGGGCCGCAGCGGGGUCCUGGGGCUGUUCUCAAGGGUCUCAUUUAGCCAGGGAUGAAUUGAUUAACUCGUUAGUGCCAGGCUGGGGAGUCCUGCUGCCGGGAGGGGGGAAGGCUGUGGGCACACCCUGCAGCCGGCGGGUGCCCCGAAACGCACCCGGCGCCUCGUCCCGGUGCCAGGCUGCAGAGCCGAGCUGCUGCGGGGGGCUGCAGGGCUCAACCCCACGCCCCUGCUCCCCUCCCCAGGCUGGCGGGGCUGCUGCGGGCUCAGCCGUGCCUGUGCCACUGGGCUGGGACAGGGCAGAGCCCCGGGGCAGGCGCGGGAGCAGGGGGAGAGCAAACGCCGUUUCCAAGCUGAUUUCUGUGAAAUUACGAGGUAGGAAGCUGUUCUCAGAGAGUUUUGUCCGUUUUGGGUGUUUUUUUUAUUCUUAAGAAAUAAAAUCACUGUC